AUGAAGACACGCACAGCCAUCCAUUUCGCCGCUGCAGUCUAUUAUGCUCAGAUUGCCGCGGGCGAGAACGAUCAACACAAGUGCGUCGACGCGACUGGCGCCGAGGUGACGGCAGACAGAUGUAAAAGCAGCGCGAACCCUGGCACCAUCUUAAUAAGCAGGCGUGACGAGCCGCCUGUCGACAGCGACGAAAAGAGGGCCCUCCCCAAGGCCAGCAGGAUCAAGAGAGGAGGUUUCGGCACUCCAACUACGUUGGCCAAGCGUCACAAGCAUACUAAUGGAUCCACUCCUAUCAUAGUGGGCUACAGGCCUAGACCUGGUGGGACCCGCGGUGCUUAA
Messenger RNA from Pyricularia grisea, 339 nucleotides. RefSeq lists its product as uncharacterized. NCBI's taxonomy places the organism in Eukaryota, Fungi, Ascomycota, Sordariomycetes, Magnaporthales, Pyriculariaceae. The transcript has a single exon. The record is from RefSeq and is a predicted model, not a curated record. The coding region runs from base 1 to 339 and encodes 112 amino acids.